This is a messenger RNA of Necator americanus (New World hookworm), 282 nucleotides long. RefSeq lists its product as uncharacterized. Bases 1 to 282 code for a protein of 93 amino acids. The record is from RefSeq and is a predicted model, not a curated record. The transcript has a single exon. Lineage: Eukaryota; Metazoa; Nematoda; Chromadorea; Rhabditida; Ancylostomatidae.
AUGUUGGCCUCCUCAAGGCCCUCAACGAGAACCAGGGUGGAAGGGAAACUUAUUGGACUCGCAGAUGAGUUCCGCUAUUUAGUUUGUAUGCCGACAAAAGAUCGCAGCUACGAGAGAGAUAUCCAGCAGAGAUGCGCUGAAACGAAUUGGGAUUCAGCCCUUUCGCCAAUUCUUGGUAGUCGACCACCAUCGUCAACGAAGUCAGGCUUCGACUCUACCUAUCCACAAUCCCCCUAUCAUGAUUUACGGAGCGGGAAGCUUGGGCAGCGCCAACGAUGGUGA